GUUGACAGCCGCUAUUUCUGUUAUUCUAUUUUUUGUCCAAUGAACUACAUGUGGCAGUUUGUAUAAUAAAGUGGAAAAGUAUCAGUAAUUUAUAGAAAAUGACUAGCUUAAAGCGUGAAAUUGAUACAUUACAUGAAUUAGAACAACUGACAGCUGAGCUGCGUGCGCAAAUUGAUGAUACGAAGAAUGCUGUAGGUUUGGAAGAACAUGACGACAGCCUAAUGAAAUUGCAAUUGGAAAAUACAAAGCUUAAACAUCGUUUGGCUGUAUUACAAAAUGCUUUGGAAGUUGAGAAAAAUACCCAGGGUGGUAGUGCUGCUGUAAAACCUUUCGUUCCAGCCAUUAUUCCAGAGCAAAUUAAUGAAAUGAUUUCUAUUAGUGAUCAUUUGUUGGAUUUAUUUACAAAUGCCAUUGCCAAAGCUUACCCUCAAUUAGCCGGUACAUCAGCUAUUAUUUCGCCCGUAAAUUCGAAUGCAGCUAAGUUUGGCGAUUAUCAAUGCAAUAGUGCCAUGUCUUUAUCAAAAACUCUUAAAGCAAGUGGCGUUAAUAAGUCACCACGUGACAUUGCCCAAGAGGUAUUAAAACAAUGUCAAGUUUCGCCUGUGGUUGAGAAAAUGGAAGUAGCUGGUGCUGGAUUUAUAAAUGUGUUCUUAAAAAAAACCUACGCCAUUGAGGCAUUAGCCAAUAUGUUGUGUACCGGUGUUAAAGCUCCUCAUAUUAAACGCCAACGUAUUCUCGUUGAUUUCUCCUCGCCAAAUAUUGCCAAAGAAAUGCAUGUGGGCCAUUUACGUUCCACCAUUAUUGGUGAAUCGAUUUCCCGUUUAUUGGAAUUUAUGGGUCACGAUGUGUUGCGUGUUAAUCAUUUAGGUGAUUGGGGUACACAAUUCGGUAUGUUGAUUGCUCAUUUGGAAGACAGAUUUCCCAACUUCCUCAGUGAGAGUCCACCUAUAAGUGAUUUACAAGCUUUCUACAAAGAAUCCAAAAAGAGAUUCGAUGAAGAUGAAGAAUUCAAAAAACGUGCCUACAACCGUGUAGUCCAGUUACAAAGUGGCGAGCCAAAUUCAACUAAAGCCUGGAAAUUGAUAUGUGAUGUGUCGCGUCGUGAAUUCCAAAAAAUUUACGAUCGCUUGGAUGUUCAUCUGACCGAAAAGGGAGAAUCAUUUUACCAAAGCCGCAUGGUUGAGGUGGUAAAAUAUUUAAAAUCUAAAAAUCUUUUAGAAUUCGAUGAGGGUAGACAAAUUAUGUGGGCUACCGCAGAGAAAGACUCGAUACCGUUAACUAUUGUAAAAUCAGAUGGUGGUUUCACUUAUGAUACAUCCGAUAUGGCUGCUAUACGCUAUAGAAUCGAAGAAGAAAAGGCAGAAUGGAUAAUUUACGUAGUAGAUGCUGGACAAAAUACCCAUUUGAAGAAUAUUUAUUUGGCUGCCGAAAGAUGUGGUAUUAUGGAUCCUCAAAAGCAUCGUGCAGACCAUGUGCAAUUCGGUGUAGUGCUGGGUGAAGAUGGUAAGAAAUUUAAGACUCGUUCGGGUGAUACUGUCAAGUUAUCCGAUCUCUUGGAUGAAGGUCUAAAGAGAUCUCUGGAGAAACUUCUGGAAAAGGAACGUGACAAGGUAUUGACUCCCGAAGAACUUAAGGCUGCCCAAGAAUCUGUAGCUUAUGGUUGUAUUAAAUACGCUGAUUUAAGUCACAAUCGCACCAAUGAAUAUGUAUUCUCAUUCGAUAAAAUGUUGGAAGAUCGUGGCAAUACGGCUGUUUAUCUUCUAUAUGCCUACACUCGCAUUUGCUCUAUAUCACGCAACAGCGGUGAAGAUUUCUCCGAUUUGUCUAAAGUUUUACAAACAUGUAAACUAGAAUUGGACCACGAAAAGGAAUGGAAAUUGGCGAAAACUUUGCUCAAAUUCCCCGAUAUGUUGGUGAAAAUCUCCAAGGACCUAUUGCUGCAUCUACUCUGCGAAUACUGUUACGAAGUGUGUACGGUAUUUUCGGAAUUCUACGAUAGUUGUUAUUGCAUUGAAAAGAACAAGGAAGGAAAGAUUGUUAAAGUCAACCGUAGUCGUAUAUUGUUGUGUGAAGCUACAGCAGCGGUAUUGAAAAAUUGCUUCAAUAUUUUGGGUUUGAAACCAGUGGCUAAGAUUUAAAAUUGUUCAUAAAAACAGAAACGACAAUGAUCACAUUAUGUAUAACAUUUUCACUUAAAUUUGUUUAAACUUAAUAACAAUAAAGUACUGCUUUGAUAUUUAAUAUUGAAGAAAAAUAAAUAAAAAAAUAAA
This is a messenger RNA of Calliphora vicina (urban bluebottle blowfly), 2270 nucleotides long. It is a transcript of the gene ArgRS, whose product is annotated as arginine--tRNA ligase-like protein. Gene Ontology annotation, cellular component: cytoplasm. The coding region runs from base 99 to 2138 and encodes 679 amino acids. The transcript is spliced from 5 exons. Gene Ontology annotation, molecular function: ATP binding; arginine-tRNA ligase activity. NCBI's taxonomy places the organism in Eukaryota, Metazoa, Arthropoda, Insecta, Diptera, Calliphoridae. Gene Ontology annotation, biological process: arginyl-tRNA aminoacylation. The record is from RefSeq and is a predicted model, not a curated record.